Molecule: messenger RNA, 594 nt
Organism: Necator americanus (New World hookworm)
Lineage: Eukaryota; Metazoa; Nematoda; Chromadorea; Rhabditida; Ancylostomatidae
Exons: 1
Coding region: 1-594 (197 amino acids)
Biological process (GO): DNA double-strand break processing; mitotic DNA integrity checkpoint signaling; double-strand break repair via nonhomologous end joining
Cellular component (GO): condensed chromosome; site of double-strand break; nucleus
Molecular function (GO): histone H3K4 methyltransferase activity; double-stranded DNA binding; DNA topoisomerase binding
Source: RefSeq, a predicted model, not a curated record
AUGGACAUUCCAGGCGGUAAAAAACAACAUUUUCGACACCUUCUUUACUUCGCCUUUCGCCGAGGUCAAAAAGCCACCGAAGCUGCUCGGGAUAUUUGCGCCGUGUAUGGAGAGGAUGCUAUAACUGCGAGGACUGCUCGAAAUUGGUUUGCCAAAUUCAAAAAUGGCAAUUUCGACCUGGACGACUCUCUCCGCUCUGGUCGACCUUCUGACUUCGACGAGGAUAGUCUCAAAGCGCUUUUGAAGGAAGACGGCCGUCGAUCAAGUCGGGAAUUGGCCGAGAAGAUGUACUGCGACCAAAAGGCAAUUUUGAACCAUCUUCACUCGAUGGGAUUUGCCGAAAAACAUCCUGCUUCACGACAACGCACGGCCUCACACAGCAAACAUCGUCAAAGCCGCCCUCCAAGAGCUCGAUUGGGAAGUCCUUCAGCACCCACCGUACUCUCCGGACCUUGCGCCAACAGAUUAUCACCUUUUCCGCUCGCUGUCGAACCAAAUGCGAGGUGUUACCUUCGACAACAACGAGGACCUCGAAAAUUGGCUCAACAACUUCUUCGAGUCCAGGCCCGGCGGUUUUUGGCAAAACGGUAUUAA